This is a messenger RNA of Pichia kudriavzevii, 4887 nucleotides long. RefSeq lists its product as uncharacterized. Gene Ontology annotation, cellular component: transcription factor TFIID complex. The coding region runs from base 1 to 4887 and encodes 1628 amino acids. Lineage: Eukaryota; Fungi; Ascomycota; Pichiomycetes; Pichiales; Pichiaceae. The record is from RefSeq and is a predicted model, not a curated record. The transcript has a single exon. Gene Ontology annotation, molecular function: chromatin binding; RNA polymerase II general transcription initiation factor activity; transcription cis-regulatory region binding. Gene Ontology annotation, biological process: transcription initiation at RNA polymerase II promoter.
AUGGAAUCUAUGUCUCUUAGAGCUACUCCAAGGACUCCCAUGACUCCGAGAACCCCGAGAAGUUCUAAAAAACACAGUAAAUAUGAAAUCGACAACAUACCGAGCCAAAGAUUUAAAAUUGGUUAUCAGAAAGUGACGUUGGACAUUGACCUAGAAUCUAACUCAAUUAUAGGAGAGACCGAGAUAACGGUUUUACCACUUGAUUCACAUUUGAAGCAGGUGAAAUUAGAUUGCAGGGGUAUUCAAAUUAAGUCGAUUAUUGUAAAUCAAAGGCGUGCACAUUUUUCAUACGACGACUUUCUUCAAAACAUAGAGUACAUGAACGACGAAGAAAAUAUGGUUUUAAAAGACUACAAAUAUGAUCCAUAUUUUGAUUCUCAUAGUAAAAGUAUCGGUAUUGAGCAACAUGAGAUGCUAAGAGCCAAAUUUUUCCCUCUUUUUUCUGACCAAAAUGAACCUGACGAUCCAGGUUCAUCAUUCAGCAAGUGUACUUCAGAAUUAACAAUUAGGAUUCCAGAGAGUAUUAAACUUAGGCUACAAAACGCGAAUAAAAUCACUAUAUCUCCAGCCGGAUCCAUAAGGCCAAAUGAGACACCUACAACCGCAAGUUCAUUUUUGAAUUCUGAUAAAGCGUAUACACCUUUGAAUAUAAAGAUAAAUUACAUCGUAAAAAACAGCAAAAAUGGUGUUCAAUUUUAUGGUGGGAAACACACUACUAUACCCAGAGACAAAUGGUAUUGCUUCACUCUAAAUAACGAUAUUGGAUGCAGUACCAGCUCUUGGGUACCUUGUAUUGAUAAUUUUUAUGAAAAGCCCGCAUGGGAUGUAAAUAUUGUUGUGCCAAAGACAGUAGGAAAUAUAGGAACCUCAAUGUUGAUUGGAACCAAAGAAGCCACCAAGGCCUUACAAAAAAUGGCUGCUCAAAAUAUGAUGCUAGCAGAUUCCGAAAAUAAAAUCACAGGCUCAAAGGACCAAAAAUCAGAAACAGGAGAUGAUGGUGACGAAGAUGAAGAUGAAAGUUCUGAUAAGAUGGAAGACAUACCAAUAACAGUUGUAGUACCGGAACUUGUCAGUUCGAGAGAAGGUCCCCACCCAAUGGAUGUUGCAAAGAAGUUGGUUAACUUUCAGUUCUACAACCCGGUCUGCGCCCACCAUUUAGGGUUUGCUGUGGGAUGUUUUGAAAAGACCCCGAUGGUGGAUGUUAAACCUGGGACAAACGAUUUUAAUGUUCAUCAACAAAUGAUAAAACAGGACUACGCAGACUCACCCAUAGAAGUCAGUUUGGACGCCAGUAAUUCAAAUAAAGUCCCUUGUUUACUAUAUUAUCACCCUGGGAGAAAAGAGGAAGUUUUAAAUUCCACUAUAUUUCUCUAUAAAGUUUUUGAUUAUUAUUCAAAGGAAUUCAGUUCGUUUCCUUUUACGAGUUUUAGUUUACUCUUUAUUGAUCAUUUGCCUGCUGAAACAUGUUCAUUUGCAGGAAUGACAAUUGCAUCAUCUCAUCUGUUGUAUGGACCAAAACAUAUAGAACCAAUCUUUGACACAACUGAGAAAUUAUGUGUUGCAUUGGCAGAGCAAUAUUCUGGUGUCCACGUGUUACCAAAAACGCUAAAUGAUAUAUGGUGCACAAUUGGCAUAGCUAGGUAUAUGUCUUACCAGUUCAUGAAAAAGCUGUUUGGUACAAACCAUUACAAGUUUCUUUUUGAGAAACGAUGCGAACUAUUAUGUGACAUAGAUAUAGGGAAAAGGCCGCUUGCAAAUCAACUGUUCAGAUUUCCUAUUAAUGUAGAUCAGGAUUUAAAUUUUAUUAAUUUGAAAGCACCAUUAGUCCUUUCAAUAUUGGAUAGGAGGAUCACGAAAACCGAUAAGUUAUUUGGUUUAUCCAGAGUCAUACCGAAGAUAUUUUUACAAGCAAUGUCCAAUGAUUUGGUUAACGGUAAUAACCUAUCUACUUCCCAUUUCCAACGGGUUUGUGAAAAGGUUGCACAUCAUAAGUUAGAAGCAUUUUUCCAAAAUUGGGUUUAUGGGAACGGAACUCCUAUAUUCAGAAUCACUCAGAAAUUUAAUAAAAAAAGAGUGUUUAUUGAAAUGACCAUUCGUCAAAUGCAAGCAUCUAGUUUGAAUAAUGAUGAGGAUAAUAUGGCUAACAAAGAUUUGGUCAGGAAAGAUCAGACUCUUAACUUUGUCGAUCAGGCAAAUACAUUUCUAAUUGACCAUCAAAAUUUGAAAGUCCAACCGGCAUUUUUUGGCCCCGUCAAUAUUAGGAUACAUGAAGUCGAUGGUUCUCCAUAUGAGCACAUAUUUUCUAUCAACGACUCUCUGGUUAAAUUUGAUAUACAGUAUAACACCAAAUAUAGACGGAAAAAGAAGGAAAAGAAGGAGGAAGAAGAACUCGAUGAAAGAGAUGAUAAGGAGAAAGAAAUUAGAAGGAAAGACAAAAACGAUGAACCUGUUAUUAAUACUCUUGGUGAUGUGCUUACGACAGCUGAAGAAACUAGGAACUGGGAUUUAAAGGAGGAUGAUAAUGAUGCUGGAAUUCAAACGGGCAUAACCGAAGAAGAUAAAGGAGACGCAUUUGAGUGGUUGAGGUUUGAUGCAGAUAAAGAAUGGAUCUGUAAAUAUACUAUCAACUUGGCCGAUGAGAAAUUUGAAGCGCAGCUGAAGCAAGAUAGGGACGUAGAGGCGCAAUAUGAGGCAAUUAGGCAUUUUGCCACAGUAAACAGGCCAGGCUUAUUUCAUGCCAGAGUUUUAUUGAGAACAUUGAUUGAUGCUCGAUAUUAUUAUGGUAUUAGGGUUGAGGCAGCUAAAGCUUUAGCAAAAAUCUCCUCGGAAGAAAAUGAUCAUAUUGGAAUGAGAUUCCUGCUAAAAGCUUAUAAGCACUUAUAUUGCUAUGAUAAUAAAAUAGUUAAGGGAUAUUCUGAACUAGAUGCUCAUGAAUAUUUGCCAAGACCCACUGAUUUUUCUGAUUUUUCAAACUUGUAUGUUUCACAAGCCAUCUUGGAAUCCUUAUCUAAAGUUAAAAAUAAAAGUGGUGAUGCUCCCAUUGAGUUGAAGAAAAUCAUGCUUAAUAUUUUCAAGUACAUAGAUGGUAGUACCAACCAAUUUGAUGACACUUUAUUUCACUGUUCUCUUGUUGAAUCAUUGGGCAAUCUAAUUAUUGCUUCCAAUAAAGAAAUUCCAUCUUUGGAUUUGGACUUGCAAUUUGAUAUUGCAUCAACGCCGGGAGAUAUUUGUGAUCAGUUUAACUCUUCCGCAAUCCAGGAACUAAACCGUUACCAAAAAAUGGAUGAAUGGUCUCCUUCCUACAAUAACUUGAUCACGUUAACUGUUAUCAAGCAGAAAAUUAGAUUGGUUACUGCAGGAUUAGCCAGAAUGUCAUUUAUGGAUGUAAUAAAGUAUACAACCAGUAAAUACAACGAUGACAUCAGACUUUUUGCCUUCAAAUCUCUUCUACUUUUGGGAGGUUUCAAAAAUAGAAACAUUUUGCAUUAUUUUUUCAGCACAAUGAAACUAGAUAAUUCACCUGGUUUUAGAUAUAACUUAAACAAAACUUUGGUUGAAUGUGUAGGUAUAGCUGCUUACACAUCUUUGCCUUCUCUCCUAGCUGAUGAGGAGUUUUUAGUUACACCUGAAGUGAACUCCUUGAAGAGCAACCGUUUCAUACAAAUUGAACAUUCUAUUUCGAGACUCUCUUCUCACUCCCGUGCGGAUGAAAUUGCCAGGAAAUCUAUUCAGUCAUCAAUUGAGAUGAUCAGAAACGAUUUAGGUGUAGGUAAGGGUCUACGAAAAGAGUUAUGGGAUACUGCUUAUUCAUGUUUAGUACCUAUAAAUACAAGAAGAAAUGUUUUGGAUAUCAUGAUGGUCUUAUAUGAAGCCAAAGACUCUUUCAUGAUUAGCACAAACUUACCCAGCGAUAAGCAUAUUGUUUGCAAGGUUAAGAAUAAGUCUACCGAUUCAUUAGAUCCAUCAAGUUUGUCAUAUGUUAUAGCUCUAAAACGUGAACCUAGGUUUAAAAUACAACUCCCGAUAUUGAAGCUUGUGGGAAAGGGAGACCCUAAGAAAGAAGUAGAGAUGGAUGACGUCGUUUCUAAUACAGAAAACGAGGGUUUGCUAAUGUCGGCGCCUAUUUUGACUCUAUCUCCAAAAAAACCAAGAAAGAAAAGGGCUGGAUCUGUUACCUAUGAAAAUAAUGGUAAUCAGUUUAAUGUUAGAAUCAGAUUUCAUAAAAAAAACCAGCGUAAUUACAAACGUCUUGAAAAUCCUCGGAUUAUCAGCCAUGAUCCUAGUUUACCUUUAAGGUAUGUUCGGUUCAAUCUGCGAACGAACACUGUUUGCGUUUCUACAAACGAAGAAUUUGAUUCUUUACUCAAACAAGAGACGUUUAAUGUCAAUAUAAGAAUAAAUUCAGAAAAAUGGAGAUCAUAUCUGAAAAAGAUAGACUCAGAACGGUCUAUAGGUAUAACUGAAAUUAAAACGAAAGGGGGUGCUGAUUCUGAAUUAACCAAUCUUGUUUCUUUUGGGGCGCACUCGUCGGAAGAUUCCAAGUCCUGCAGCGAUACUCAGGGAAAACUUGCCACUGCUAAAAGGGAUUCAAAUGAAGUAGAUAGAUCCGAACACACACAUUGGGAACAAGUAAAUCUAAAGAAUCAAGACGGAGCAAGUACCACUGAAGAAAAUUUCGGAACUCCUGUUAAACUGAAGCUUUCUCUGAAACCAAAUUCAGAAGGAAGGGCUUUUGACCAUAGUCAUGAACAAGCAACGAGUAAUUUUGCUUCUACCUCUUCUGAGAAUACGACAGUGGUGAGUGGAUCGAGAAAAAAAUCACAAAACUCAAAUACUGUUUCUCCAAAGAAGAAGCAGAUUCCUAAAAUUAAGCUGAAGUUGAAGUAA